AUGGAUGAAACUGCGGCAUGUGGUGGCGGCGGAUCGAGCGGCGAUCCGAUAAUUAGGACGACUAGCCCUAGAGGCCACUGGAGGCCCGCCGAAGAUGAAAAACUCCGGCAGCUAGUCGAACAAUUCGGUCCUCAAAACUGGAAUUCUAUUGCUGAUAAACUUCAAGGAAGAUCAGGUAAGAGUUGCAGAUUAAGAUGGUUUAAUCAACUUGAUCCAAGAAUAAACAGAAGGCCAUUUUCAGAUGAAGAAGAAGAAAGGUUGCUUGCAGCUCACGCAAUCCAUGGAAAUAAAUGGGCACUUAUUUCAAGAAUUUUUCCAGGUAGAACUGACAAUGCAGUUAAAAACCAUUGGCAUGUAAUUAUGGCAAGAAAGCAAAGGGAAAAAUCCAACCUAAUUUCUGGCAAGAUUAGUGAUGAUCAAUCAACCAAAUUAUCUCGCAGUACUACUUACGUUUUUCGGAGAAAGAAAUCGAGAUUUCAAGAGGAUAAUUACGGUUCGAAAAUCAGCUUCGAGAAUGGUGGGAUUUUCGAUUCGCAUAAAGACAAAAUCUUCUCUUUGUCGUCUGGUUCGUACACAUCACCAUGGCCUAAUUAUAAUUCAUCCGCUAAUUAUUCUGAUUUAUUCGGACCGAAAAAUAAUAAUCCCCGUAUGUUAGCUACUAUCCCUUUUAAUCAUCGCCUGAGCAAUUUUUCGAGUAGUACUCCAUUUAUUAGUUAUUUGGAGUGUGGAGAAAGUUCGUUUUCGUUUAGCAAAACGAGGACGAGUGGUGAGAAUAAUAAGCAGAUUGAAGAGAAAUCAAAGAAAGAUGUUCCAUUCAUAGAUUUUCUUGGUGUGGGAAUUCUGUAA
Molecule: messenger RNA, 846 nt
Organism: Erythranthe guttata (spotted monkey flower)
Lineage: Eukaryota; Viridiplantae; Streptophyta; Magnoliopsida; Lamiales; Phrymaceae
Biological process (GO): regulation of DNA-templated transcription
Cellular component (GO): nucleus
Molecular function (GO): RNA polymerase II cis-regulatory region sequence-specific DNA binding; DNA-binding transcription factor activity, RNA polymerase II-specific
Source: RefSeq, a predicted model, not a curated record